GAAUAGCCAUUACACAACCCUGACUUUGGACGAAGGCAACGCUCUCCCGAUGACAGGAAUGGGAGCGAGAACAACAAUGCUUCCCUUUUUAUUUACUCUUUUGUGCCUCGGGCCGGCCCUUGGACUCUACGAAGACCAGAUAGGGAAAUUUGAUUGGGUUCAGCAGUAUGUUGGCGUGGUAGAAAAUGCUGUCUUUGAGUCGAGCGUUCCUGCCCGAAGAAUCAUUGUCUCAACUGCAGAGAAUGUUCUUGCUGCUUUAUCAUUAAAGAAUGGUGAAAUAGCUUGGCGGCAUGUGAUGGAGAGCUUUGACUAUGGCAGAGUGGAUUUCCUGGCCAGUGAGGGAACACAGGUUACCACAGUGUCAGGAAACCUCUUACGCACCUGGGACUCUGUCACUGCAGCUCUCAUUGAAGAAAUUCAACUUGAUUAUACGGCAGCAGCUGGAUCCAUGCAGCGUGCUGUAAGUCUCACAGACAGUGAGGUUAUUCUUGCAGAGUUUGUACCUAGUUCUCUAGUGGUUACAACACUGGAUCGCUCGUCUGGAGCAACUUUGGACCACAACACAGUAGCAGCACCAUGGUUACAAGAGAAGACUAAAUGCACCUCAGUUGAAAAGACUAUCGUGUGUGUAGAGCUGUCUCUUGGCCUUGUGUUUACACUGCCAUUAAUGUUGGACUCCCCAACUUUUGCUCCACACCCUAUUGCAUCUCUGGACAUAGAUGUUCCUGCUGUUAAUGUUCCUGUGAUUGUGGAGAGGGUGAAUGGGUCUCCUGAUCAUGUGAUCAUUCAGGUUGGUGCCGCUAGGAAACUGGUGCAUGUUCAUAGCUCAGGACUCCAUGUAGUUCGAGAUCUUACUGGGAGCAGAGCUUCUGCAAUAGCUGACUCUGUUCUGUACACAAUCACUCAGACUGGAAGGUUGGUAACCAUUGAAGCUAUGGAACUUGAAACAGGCAAUGAACUGGGAGAUCAAGGGGUUGAGGUGGAGUUACCAUUCCAGUCUGGCACUGUCCUCUCUCUUGUAGUCCACCGAUUUGAGCGACGCAGUGGUGGCAUUGCCCUGCGUGCAUUUGUCUCCUGCUCGGAUCAUGCUCUCCACCUCAUCAGUAAUGCAGGAGUCAUGUGGUCUCGGGAAGAAUCCCUGUCCACAGUGCUUGCUACUGAAGCUGUAGAUCUUCCAGCUGAUGGAAACAACAUCAAUUACCAUGAUCACUUGUCUCCUCAUGCAGGUCUGAUUGGAAGCUUUGUGCACCGGAUUAAGACCCAGUUCUCACAGAUUUCCCAUUGGUUCAGCACUCUUGUUGGGAGCACAGACUCCUUUCAGGCAGUGAUGCAUACCCUCGAGCGAGACCAGUUGAAUCUGCGCAAGCUUCUGGUGGUGGUGACGAGCAGUGGCAAGAUUCUUGGAUUGGACAAUUGGAAUGGUGAUGUAGUUUGGAGCAUUUAUGCUGCACAGCUGGCUCCUCUCCAGGGAAGCAAGAUCCUCCUGUACACUCAGCGCACAUCAGCUCACUUCCCACACCAUCCUCAGUGUGUUGUGGUUGGCAGGCAUAGGGUGACAGGAGAAGGCAUGUUAAUCGUGUUCAACCCCAUAUCUGGCAUAGGCAUAGGUGACCGAGGUGGCAUCAUCCCCCUUGGCUACCAACUGACCCAGACUCUUCUCAUGCAGCAUGCUGAUGAACAGUACUUGAAACCACUACUGCUGGUGGACAAGAGCCUCACUCCUCGGAUCUUCCCAGCCACAGGAGAAUCAGUGAUCCUGGAACACAAGGACUCCAUCUUUCUGCACUUGGCUCAACCUGGCAGUAAUGUUCUCACAGGAUACUCGCUUAGGUUCUCCACUCCAGGGGACAUGAAGUUGACUGAAGUCUGGACUGUGUCACUGGGAGGUGGACCAAUUACAGGAGUUUAUGGGAAACUUGCAUCAGAAAAGGUCCACUCUCCAGGAAGGGUUCUUGCUGACCGCUCAGUUCUGUACAAAUAUGUCAACCCCAAUUUAGCUGUGGUUACAACCCAGGGCUAUGAUCAUGUUACCAAAAACACAUUAACUGUAUAUUUAGUGGACACAGUGACUGGGGCAGUCAUAGAAUCUGUGUCACACAAAAAGGUGUCAGGUCCAAUCCAUGUUGUCCACUCAGAAAACUGGGUUGUGUAUACUUACUUUAAUGACAAGUAUCGUCGCUCAGAGGUUACAUCACUUGAGCUAUAUGAGGGACUGACUCAAGCCAAUGCCACUGCAUUCUCAUCUUUUGGGGGACGUGCCACUCCUCCUAUCCUGGAGCGACAAGCUUUCAUCAUGCCUGUGGGGGUGCAAGCUACGGCGCACACCACGACAGAAAAGGGGAUCACCACCAAGUUCAUUCUGUUUGCCUUGCAGUCUGGAGCUGUUUUACAGAUGUCCAAGUGGUUCCUUGAUCCUCGACGACCUGUAACAGGGGGCCAAAGGGAGGAAGGCCUGAUACCCUACAUGCCGGAGUUGCGUCUGCCUCCUCAGGAAAUGAUAACAUACAACCACACUCUCCCCAGGAUCUCGGCCAUUUACACUGCACCCACAGGAUUGGAGUCGGCAUGUUUAGUGCUUGUUUAUGGAUUAGAUCUGUUUUACACAAGAGUUUUCCCAAGUAAGAUGUUUGAUGUUCUGAAGGAUGACUUUGACCACUACCUCAUCCUAGGGGCCCUUUUGGCUCUCACAGCAGCGGCUCUCAUCACUCGAAAGUUGGCGCAGCGUAAGGCCCUCAAGCAGGCCUGGAAGUAACAUGAAAGCCAAAGCACCUGACACUAGCAUUCAUUUUUGCACAUAGUAUGUACCCAUUAUUCAUCAAGCUAGUCUCCUCCAGUAUUGUCAUCUGACAAGUUCCAUUCUUCUUGGUGUUUAAAGGGUUAUUAUUAUUUUUUGUAUUGUUCUCUCUUUCUCUCCCAUAUCCAUGAUCAUGGUUUAUGCAAUAUUCUCAUGUCUAUAUCAUUGUGAUCAUAUGGCAAAAAGAACAUAAGGUGUUUCAGUAUGUUGUGUAUAUAAUGUCUGAUGCUUUUUAUAAGGAGAGAUGUGUAUAUUUGUUGUAGAUGACAUUUUAACAUAUUAGAUACAUAACUAAAAGAAUCUUAUGUAUAUAGUCAUUGAUAGAGUAAUCAACAAAUUUACCUAAUAUGGUAAAACAACAAGAAAAUGUUCAUGUGCAAAGUUUUGGGGACUUAUUUAUGAAGAUAAAGAGUAUAAGAAAAUCAAAAGAAGAGACUUGAAUUUAUAUGCAAGUGAUCUUUGUAUAGUGAAAAUUGGGAGGUUAAUUUUACAUAUUACAAGUAGUAUGACUCUUUGUGAAAUGUAUGUUGUUGUUGUUGAAGUUCAGUUCAAAUGCAAAGAAAAGAAGAGAGAUGAAGAAAAGGAGAGAAAUAAAGAUGAAUUACAUCAUAUUUGUACAAGGAAAUGCAGAAGGCUAAAUACUGAAAGGUAAUGAAUAGUAAUUGAAGUAUUCAUCUGCCCAGAUUUGUAUUCCACCUUCAGUUUAAGGAUUUGCAGAGAAUUCUUUAAUAUUACUGUUGUUUACAUUUUUUCAAACCUCUUGUAUUCUGCUAUAUUAGAGACAUGUAGAUGUUAAUGCCAUAUUGUUUUAAUUUUUCUGGUAAUAAAACUUUGUAGUUUGUAUAAUUUUAUAUCUAUUUAUUUAUUUAUUUUAUUUUUUUAAAUUUAUCUUAAACUGCUUCCCAUACUUCAAGGUAAUGAAUGGUUGCAGAACCACUACUAUUCCUGUAUUUUGAUUUCAUUUUGCUGUAUUUGUGAGUGGUAACCCUUAUGUAGUUUCAGAAUGUUUUCACUUCAUCCUGAAGAAAAGAUACAAGCAAAGUAAAAGGGUUCUUGAGAGAAAAUUUCUUCAAAUGCAUUGCCCUCGUUUAAAAGUGCCUGAAUGCUCUUAAGUUCCAGAAUAAGAUAAAUGUAUUUGUUUUAAGUCAUCUUGUAUAAUGUUCAUCAUUUGUAUAUACACCGAUAAUAAAGUGCUUAUCCUAAUUAUCCAGAAGUGAUGGUGAAGAUAUUUAGAUGUGUAUAGCAGUCAUGUAUGUUCCUGUAGGAUAUUUUUUAAAGGUCUGUAUAUUUGGUCUCAUGACUCAUUCAUCAGGUCUCCCACUGGUGAUGCCUGUGGUUGAGGGCAGGAAUUCCAGCUUUUGAUUUUUGAAUAUCACAUUUUCUAUUGUGGCUCCAUUCUCUGUAGUGCUGCUUAAUUUAUUUGCAAUGUUUCCCAUAUGGAGUUACCAUGAGACCUCAGGAUUAUUUUUCUAUUCAUUUUUAAAUGUUUUACAGUUUGAUUCGAAUGUUUGCCUCAUUUGGAUCAUUCUAAAAUGUGUUAUUUGCCAUUUGAUACAAGUCUGUAAACUUUGAUAUAAUUUUUGUUUUGUUGUGUUAAUUUCUUUAUUAAUAUUUAUUGUCUCUUCUUUUUCAUAUAUCAUUUGCUUUCAGUUUCAUUGUGCAGACACUUUUUGAUAAGUAGGCUAGAGAUGUACAUUAUGUUUGAAAUACAUAUAAUAGUGUAUAUGGAUCCUGAGCAUCAGGAACGUAAUGAAAGAGGGUUUAUAAAGUGGUGAUACCAGGUAUAUGCUAUUUGACUCCUGGUUGCCUAUCUUAUUCAGAAAUAUAUUUGGAUGUCAUUA
Messenger RNA from Penaeus chinensis, 4635 nucleotides. RefSeq names its product ER membrane protein complex subunit 1-like (gene EMC1). The record is from RefSeq and is a predicted model, not a curated record. Gene Ontology annotation, biological process: protein folding in endoplasmic reticulum. Bases 50 to 2752 code for a protein of 900 amino acids. The transcript has 17 exons. Gene Ontology annotation, cellular component: EMC complex. NCBI's taxonomy places the organism in Eukaryota, Metazoa, Arthropoda, Malacostraca, Decapoda, Penaeidae.